AGGGGUGCAUGGUAACAAAAGCUGCACUAAAGGACAAACCCUUUCUGCAACACAGUCUCUCUUAGUAUUUAUUCUCUUUUAUUUGUUUCUUCACAGCCCCUCAAUGAAGAACAAGAAGGGUGAAGCUCUGAGUGAGACUUCUCUCCCACCUUCAACCAUGUCUUCUUCCUCCUCUUCUCUUGUCACCACUCUUGUUGAUAAUAAUAACCCUACUCAACCUUCUCAGUUAAGAGCGGCACGCCGUCGUUUCACCUCUGAUCAUCACCUUCCUGAGAUAAGCCUCAAAACCCCUAUGGUUAGGCCUUAUGUUCGAUCAAAAAUGCCUAGGCUUCGUUGGACACCAGAUCUCCAUCGUUGCUUCGUGCAUGCAGUUCAAAGACUUGGAGGAGAAGACAGGGCCACACCAAAGUUGGUUUUACAGCUCAUGAAUGUAAAGGGGCUUACUAUAUCUCACGUCAAAAGCCACCUUCAGAUGUACAGGAGCAUGAGACACGAGCAGAUGAGUCAAGGUGCAAAGAAGAAUAAUAUGGCUCCGGAUUUCCCAGCUUCCACACUCGCAACUCUUGGCCCAAGGCAACAGAAACCUCACAAAAGAAGCUGCACGGAAGAGCUUGUUCCCACCCAAGCUCAAUGGAAUCAUGAUGAGCAAGAGUGUUACAAUGGAAACCAAGGGGGUGAAUCGAUUAUAAUUUGUAACGGCAAUGAACAGAAGGUGCACUCCUACAUCAUCUUCGAGGGUCUUCUGAGAGGCCAGUCUGUCCAAGAGAAUAAAACUACUACUACUGAAAAGGUGUCACUAGGUGAUGCCGGUUACGAAAGCGACCAUCAAAGAUUCCAAGACACAACUCUGUCCCUUUCAAUGAGCUCAAGGCCUUCUUCACAUUCGUUCUUGAAUCGGAGCCACAGUACUGGUCCAGAUGCGAAUGAUGUCUCUCUUGAGCUCACGCUCUCUUAGAAUCAUGCACAUAAUAAUAACAGCAAGCCUUUUCUUUGUCAUCAUUUAUACAUGUUUCUUCCAUCCUACAACUACACUACAAACUAAUGGUGCAUGACCUUUCAAGAAAGAACAAUCCAUACUAUCAAGUGUUUUUCCGACAUCGAUUAAGAAAUUAAAAUUUUUAAAAAAUUAUUAAAUUUUUGUCGAUGCAUUUUUAUUUAUUAAUUUCUUAAUAAAUGUCUCUAAAAGCACUUGUUAGCAGGAGACCGAGGAAAUUGUAAUACCAACGCUACUUUAGUUCGCAUCAUUUAGUGCCCAUGAUCAGAAGUACUAGAAAUCAAGUGAACUAAUUAAGAACAUAAAAUCGUGUCUCCUAAAAAUCAAAAAAUAUUAUGUAGUUGCAUUAAUUGUCUAAAUUUCAAUCUUAGUUGUUUGAGCUA
This is a messenger RNA of Glycine soja, 1377 nucleotides long. Its product is annotated as probable transcription factor KAN2. Lineage: Eukaryota; Viridiplantae; Streptophyta; Magnoliopsida; Fabales; Fabaceae. Gene Ontology annotation, molecular function: DNA binding; DNA-binding transcription factor activity. Bases 104 to 955 code for a protein of 283 amino acids. The transcript is spliced from 6 exons. The record is from RefSeq and is a predicted model, not a curated record.